AUGGCUGACGCGCAGAGCAAGGACACCAAGAUCCUCGUUGAGGGUGCCCAGGCUGUCAUGCUUGACUUGAACUUUGGAACCUACCCCUAUGUCACAUCAUCCAACACUGGCCUUGGCGGUGUCUUCACUGGUCUCGGCAUCAACCCCAGAAAGGUCAAAAACAUUGUCGGUGUCGUCAAGUCCUACACCACUCGUGUCGGUGGCGGCGGCUUCCCCACGGAACAGCUCAACGAGGUCGGCGAGAAGCUCCAGAAGAUUGGCCACGAGAUCGGCGUCUCGACCGGUCGCUCGCGCCGCUGCGGCUGGCUCGACCUUGUCGUCGUCAAGUACUCGACCCAGCUUAACCACUACACCGCCAUCAACCUCACCAAGCUCGACAUUCUCGACACUUUCCCCACCAUCAAGGUCGCUGUUGCCUACAAGGACAAGCGCACCGGCGAGGAAUUCGCUUCCUUCCCUGCUGAUCUCAAGGCGCUUGACCACGCCGAGGUUGUGUACGAGGAGCUCGAGGGCUGGAACACGCCCACCACUGGAGCCAAGACCUAUUACGACCUGCCCAAGCAGGCGCGCGCGUACAUUGAGUUCAUUGAGAAGAUUGUCGGCGUCAAGGUUGUCUGGAUCGGCACUGGUCCCAAGAGAGAGGACCUUAUCUUCCGCGGAUACUAG
Messenger RNA from Colletotrichum truncatum, 666 nucleotides. RefSeq names its product Adenylosuccinate synthetase. Lineage: Eukaryota; Fungi; Ascomycota; Sordariomycetes; Glomerellales; Glomerellaceae. Gene Ontology annotation, molecular function: nucleotide binding; adenylosuccinate synthase activity. Gene Ontology annotation, biological process: 'de novo' AMP biosynthetic process; IMP metabolic process. The record is from RefSeq and is a predicted model, not a curated record. Gene Ontology annotation, cellular component: cytoplasm.